Phlebotomus argentipes is the source of this 1792-nucleotide messenger RNA. RefSeq names its product probable cytochrome P450 6d5. The transcript is spliced from 3 exons. Gene Ontology annotation, molecular function: oxidoreductase activity, acting on paired donors, with incorporation or reduction of molecular oxygen; monooxygenase activity; heme binding. Lineage: Eukaryota; Metazoa; Arthropoda; Insecta; Diptera; Psychodidae. Bases 69 to 1745 code for a protein of 558 amino acids. The record is from RefSeq and is a predicted model, not a curated record.
ACAAACGUUUUUUGUCUUGACGGUGCGUUUACACUUUUUGUGAAUGACUAAUAAUUUCCCUUCGACUCAUGCUUACUCUGUAUUCGCAGAACCAGUCUUCUUUAAUCUCUGCUUUGCUGUAUAAAAACCCAAAAACCAUUGUUUCGGCCAGUCAGUUGAAAUUCGGCAGUGCCACGGUCAACAUGGCGUUAAUUUUUGAUAGUGUGCUUUUGGAUAUUGCGGCCCUGCUCAGUUUUUGUGCAGUGGGACUUUAUUUCUAUUUCAAACACAUCUAUUCAUAUUGGGACAGAAGAAAUGUGAAAUCAAUUAAACCAGUCAUUCCUUUUGGCAACAUCAAGGAUGCCAUUUUGCUGAAGACAACUUUCGCAGAGAAUUUUGUGGAUAUAUAUAAUAGCACGGAUGAGCCAGUCAUUGGCGUUUAUGCCAUAAAUCAACCUGGUCUCAUGAUUCGUGACAUUCAUUUAGUUCGUUCAAUUAUGAUUAAAGAUUUUCAGUAUUUCCACGAUCGCGGUGUGAAUGUUAAUGAGGAUAUUGAUCCACUGUCUGGACAUCUUUUUUCAUUGCCCGGUGAGAAAUGGAAAAAUCUACGCAGCAAACUGACACCAACAUUUACAUCCGGAAGAAUCAAGGCUAUGUUCCAAACGUUCCUCGACUGCGGCAAAAGUUUAGAAGCACACUUAACAAAAAAUUCUGAUGCAAACACUGAAGUCGAAAUGCGCAAUUUGAUGGCUUGUUACGCGACCAAUAUUAUUGCUUCUGUUGCAUUUGGAUUAGAAACAGACACAAUCAUCGAACCUGAGGCCACGUUUAGGAUUAUGGGUCGAAAGUUUUUCGAUCCAACUUUGAAAAAUCUCUUCAGAUUCACAUGUACAUUUAUUUUGCCACGAUUCGGCAAAAUGCUGAAUGUGAAGUCUGUGGAUAAUGAUUAUGAAGCUUUCAUCUUCAAAAUGGUCAAAGAUACAAUGGAUUAUCGCGAGAAGAAUAAUAUAAUUAGAAAGGAUUUUAUGCAACUCCUUUUGCAACUGAAGCACACGGGAAAAGUCGAUUAUGAGGAUUCGUGGAAUUUCGAAAAAUCGAAAAAUGGUGAUGUAAAAAACAUAUCUUUCGAAGAACUAGCCGCUCAGGCUCAUGUGUUCUUCCUGGCUGGCUUCGAAACUACGUCAACCACGAUGUCUUUCUGCUUCUACGAACUGGCUAAAAAUCCCGACAUUCAAGCCAAAGUUCAGACCGAAAUCGAUGAAGUAACGAAGAAAUAUGACGGCAAAAUUACAUAUGAAUCAGUGAACGAAAUGAAAUACUUAGAAAGCUGUAUUGAUGAGACACUCAGAAUGUACGGCCCUGUUCCUGUCCUCAAUCGCGAGUGCACCAGAGAAUACAAACUCCCCGGAACUAACAUAACAGUGGAGAAAGGAACGCGAAUCUUCAUUCCCUCGCAUGCAAUUCAAAAUGAUCCAAAACACUUCCCAGAUCCAGAUACAUUCAAACCUGAGAGAUUUUCCACUGAUGAGUGGAACUCUGCUGGAGGACUCAAAUACAUGCCAUUCGGAGACGGACCGAGAGCUUGCAUUGGAUUGCGAAUGGGAAAACUUCAGGCAAAAAUCGGAAUAGUUCUAAUUCUAUCCAAAUUCAACAUUCAUUUGGGUGAAAGACUGCAAAAAAUGAAAAAAUUCAAGUAUGAGUUGAAGAGUUUCACGCCAGCUAUCGAAGGUGGAAUGCAUGUUAAAGUGACUCGCAGGACUCAUUAAAGUAUUGUAAUUAUGUGGCAAAACAAUAAAUCAAAGGCUUCGCUUCA